This is a messenger RNA of [Candida] anglica, 2331 nucleotides long. Lineage: Eukaryota; Fungi; Ascomycota; Pichiomycetes; Serinales; Debaryomycetaceae. The record is from the annotation of a GenBank genome assembly.
AUGUCCAGGUACUUGAGAGGUGUUAGUGCUUCUUUGAGACACAAUGUGUCCAAGUUAGCCGGUGCAAAUCUUACUGCUUCUACAACUUUGGCAAGACCAUCAUUCCCAAUCCGUCUGCUCCAUGCUAGUUCGAGAUCUUUGAACUCUGUCGUUGAAAAAAUUCCAGAAACGUAUGAAGAAGAAAAGGUCAUUAUUGAUGAACUUAACACCACUUUGACCCCUGACGAUACUAAAAUCUUGACUAAUAUGAGAAACAUUGGUAUUUCAGCUCAUAUUGAUUCUGGUAAAACUACAUUCACUGAACGUGUUCUUUUCUACACUGGUAGAAUUAAGGCUAUUCAUGAAGUUAGAGGUCGUGAUGCAGUUGGUGCUAAGAUGGAUCAUAUGGAUUUGGAAAGAGAAAAGGGUAUUACUAUCCAAUCUGCUGCCACCUACUGUUCUUGGGACAAGGCUGGAUCCAGUUACCAUUUUAACUUGAUUGAUACCCCAGGCCAUAUUGAUUUCACUAUUGAAGUUGAAAGAGCUCUUAGAGUUCUUGACGGUGCUGUCCUUGUUGUUUGUGCUGUUUCUGGUGUUCAAUCUCAAACUGUUACCGUUGAUCGUCAAAUGCGUAGAUAUAAUGUUCCAAGAGUUACUUUUAUUAAUAAGAUGGAUAGAAUGGGUGCUGAUCCAUUCAGAGCUAUUGAACAAAUUAACUUGAAGUUGAAGACUCCUGCUGCUGCCAUCCAAGUUCCUAUCGGUGCUGAAUCUGAAUUGAAGGGUGUUGUUAACAUUAUUGAUAGAGUUUGUUUAUAUAACGUUGGACCACAAGGUGAAGAAAUCAAAAUUGAACAAGAAAUUCCUGAAGAUCUUAAGGAAUUAGUUGAAGAUAAGAGAGCUUUAUUGAUUGAAACUUUGGCUGAUGUUGAUGAAGAAAUGGCUGAUAUUUACCUUGAAGGUGAAGAACCAACCGUUCAACAAAUCAAAGAUGCUAUUAGAAGAGCUACCAUUGCUAGAAGAUUCACUCCUGUUUUGAUGGGUUCCGCUCUUGCCAACAAGGGUAUUCAACCAGUUUUAGAUGCUGUUGUUGAUUACUUGCCACAACCAAAUGAAAUCUUGAACACUGGUUUAGAUAUCUCCAAGGGUGAAGAAAAGAGAGUUAACUUAGUUCCAUCUUCUUCUGCUCCAUUCGUUGGUUUAGCUUUCAAGUUGGAAGAAGGUAAGUACGGUCAAUUGACUUAUAUUAGAGUUUACCAAGGUAAGUUGAAGAAGGGUUCUUACAUGAACCACAUCAAGUCUGGUAAGAAAGUCAAGGUUGCAAGACUUGUAAGAAUGCAUUCUAAUGAUAUGGAAGAUGUCGAUGAAGUUGGUGCUGGUGAAAUCUGUGCCACUUUCGGUAUUGAUUGUGCUUCUGGUGACACCUUUAUUGGUGCCAAUUCUGAACAACAAAUUGCAAUGAGUUCCAUGUUUGUUCCCGAUGCAGUUAUCUCGCUUUCUAUCACUCCUAAGAAUAAGGAUAAUGGUAACUUUUCUAAGGCCAUGAACAGAUUCCAAAAAGAAGAUCCUACUUUCAGAGUUAGAUAUGACAAUGAAUCUAAGGAAACUGUUAUUUCUGGUAUGGGUGAAUUACAUUUGGAAAUUUACGUUGAAAGAAUUAAGCGUGAAUAUGGUGUUGAAUGUACCACUGGUAAGCCACAAGUUGCCUACCGUGAAACCAUUACUGCUCCUACUGACUUCGAUUUCACCCACAAGAAACAAUCUGGUGGUGCUGGUCAAUUCGGUCGUGUUAUGGGUGAUAUGAAACCAUUAGAAGGUGACAAUAAGUUUUCUCACCAUGUUGUUGGUGGUAAGAUUUCCGAUAAGUUCUUAUUUGCUUGUGCUAAGGGAUUUGAUGAUUCUUUAGAAAAGGGUCCAUUGAUUGGCCACCGUGUCUUGGGUGUACACAUGCACGUUAAUGAUGGUCAAACACAUCUUGUUGAUUCUUCUGAAUUGGCUUUCAGAACCGCCACCAACGGUGCUUUCAAGCAAGCCUUUAUGAACGCUAAACCAGCUGUUUUGGAACCAAUCAUGACUUUGGAAGUUACUGCUCCAAAUGAAUUCCAAGGUUCUGUUGUUGGUUUAAUCAAUAAGAUUGGUGGUAUGAUCUUAGAAACUGUUAACGGUCAAGAAGAAUUCUCCGUUACUGCCGAAUGUUCCUUGAAUGGUAUGUUUGGAUUCUCCACUUCAUUGAGAGCUUGUACUCAAGGUAAGGGUGAAUUCUCAUUGGAAUUCCUUAAAUAUGCUCAAUGUUCAGCACAAUUGCAAAAGGAAUUGAUUGCUGAAUAUCAAAAGAAGCAAAAAAUCAAGGCUUAA